UAAUUGAAUACCAGUAGGGUGCGAUCAAGAUGUUGGAAUAUAGUGGUCGACGAGGGGAAAUACGGUGGAGCGAUCAGACGCUUCUACCUAUGCGUCCCAUCAAGCAAUUCUCCGGCACCGUCUCUUGCUGGUAUUGUGAUUUCAAGUUUUCGGCCCUCAAUGAACCCUUGUUUCGUUUCGGUCGGCGACACUCUAGGUCCUUGAGGGCAUGGUUCUCCAUAGGAGUCGUAUUUAGUUUGGCUGCUUUACUUGGAGUCACACUAAUUAUUCUAUGUGAAUUGGUCCGAACAACACUUGUAUGUGCCGGAAAUACCUCGACGGGUAACUCCUUGUUUGGGCUUGCCUCUGUGAUUGGCGGGUUGCACAUUUCACUUCCCAAUAUGGUAUAUUUGUGCUUAUCUUCUGUCAUAUGCGUAUUUGUUCAUGAGCUUGGGCAUGCUCUUGCAGCAGCAAGUGAGGGUGUGCACGUCGAGUAUGUUGCUAUCUUUUUGGCUGUGUUGUUUCCAGGAGCUUUGGUAGCUUUCAAUCACUCAUCAUUGCAGGCAUUGCCAGUGGUUGCUUCUCUCCGUAUAUACUGUGCCGGUAUUUGGCACAAUGCGGCGGUAAGUUUUUGUGUUGGUUGCGCCUUGGCAUUAGUCCUUCUUCCCUUCAUCUUCAGUCCAUUCUACAUACACGGUGAAAGCCUAAUGGUUCUGGAUGUGCCGUCUAUGUCACCAUUAUACGGUUAUCUCUCACGUCAUGAUGUUAUAUUUUCUUUGGAUGGCAUCCGUAUUCAUACUACAGAAGAGUGGAAGCAGACGAUCACUAUGUUGACUGAGCAGACUUACUCGCUUAGCUCUGAUCAACCUAGUGUAAAUUUAAAUGUGGAAAAUGGUUAUUGUAUUCAUCAAUCUUUGACUAAGGAGAUCGCUCAAGUUCAGUUUAAAGGGAAUCAAACAUAUUGUCCAAAUGAACUCAUUGCCUUUGCAUCGAUGACCUGUCUGGAUGUGGAAAAGUAUACUAACAAUGCCAACCGAAACAAUCAUCAAAGAAGAGAAAAUAUUCACUGUUUGGAUGCUAAGGAUGUGAUAAAGCUUAAAAAAUGUGCCUACCCUAAUUUUAAGGAGCAAGAUUUAACAAAUGGAAGUAGUUGUCUUUGUUCAGAGGUAGAGUCAUGCUUGGCGCCUAUGCAGCUACCAGGUCUAGGGUGGGUUGAGAUAACAUAUUCAAGUUUGGAAUGCCACAGUCGUAGAAGAAGUUUAUUUUCUCCAGAAAAGCAUUCUAGCAGUGAACAAAUAAGCUGUCUUCAAACAUUUGUCUAUGUUGGUGAUCUGAUCACGAUGGCAAAUUCCAUUCAUUUGACUUCCUAUCAGCCUCGUUGGACAAUUUAUUUCAUGGCAUAUCUUCCAAAUUUAUUGGAGAAACUAUUCACAUAUGCCUUCCAUGUCUCUAUGGUACUUGCUCUCUUGAACAGCCUGCCGGUGUUUUUUCUUGACGGUGAAUACAUUUUAGAAGCGACUCUACACUGCUUCGGUUCAUUGAACUCCAGGAUGAGGCAAUCAGUUCGGCGGUGUUGCCUGCUUGUAGGGACCUCUUUUUCUGCCUGUUUUAUCUUGCAGACAAUCUUCGUCUCUGUAAGCUAAUGUCAUUUCAUCAUCGUUCUUCAUUUAAUUUAUAUGUCGGUAUGUGCUCUGAGUUUUGUAGUUGUUUACUGGUAGACGUGGUAGUUUUUCCCGAUGUCAAAUUAAAACCGAUUGAUGGAAUUUACCAGUUUAGCAAAUAGGUUUGAUGAAUGUCAGUAAUUGAGGGAGGGAUUUCAUUCAGAUAUAUUUUUGGGUUGAAUUCGAAGUUAUCAUUUUUUUCUUUUUAAAAUCCA
Erythranthe guttata (spotted monkey flower) is the source of this 1855-nucleotide messenger RNA. The record is from RefSeq and is a predicted model, not a curated record. NCBI's taxonomy places the organism in Eukaryota, Viridiplantae, Streptophyta, Magnoliopsida, Lamiales, Phrymaceae.